GGCUACUACGGCAACGCUCUCCAGGCCGCCUCGGCGAGAGGCCAUCAAGAGAUUGUCAAACUGCUCUUGGACAAAGGAGCGGAAGUCAACAAGCAGGGCGGCUACUACGGCAACGCUCUUCAGGCUGCCUCGGCGAGAGGCCAUCAAGAUAUUGUCAAACUGCUCUUGGACAAAGGA
Molecule: messenger RNA, 177 nt
Organism: Parathielavia appendiculata
Lineage: Eukaryota; Fungi; Ascomycota; Sordariomycetes; Sordariales; Chaetomiaceae
Exons: 1
Molecular function (GO): protein binding
Source: RefSeq, a predicted model, not a curated record